Lontra canadensis (Northern American river otter) is the source of this 1309-nucleotide messenger RNA. RefSeq names its product sarcoglycan zeta (gene SGCZ). The transcript is spliced from 8 exons. Gene Ontology annotation, cellular component: sarcoglycan complex; sarcolemma. The coding region runs from base 236 to 1174 and encodes 312 amino acids. Lineage: Eukaryota; Metazoa; Chordata; Mammalia; Carnivora; Mustelidae. The record is from RefSeq and is a predicted model, not a curated record. Gene Ontology annotation, biological process: cardiac muscle tissue development; heart contraction.
AAGAUCACCUGUCACUAAAUCUUUCAGGAAGUAAAACAAACUGAAUUAUAAUUAUUAUUUAUUUAUUUUUAUUAUUUUUAACCGGUGGAGGCGGCGCGAUCACGGAGAAUGAGACUGAGAGAAGCUGCCAGGGCUUGGAGGAGGAUAAAGCUGAGUUUAGGCUGGAAACUAAAAGACUAGAUUGUUUUUUGGUUCAACUUGCCCGGUUUCUCUCCACUUCCUUUAGUUUCGCUCCAUGGACAGAUCAACAAACCUGGACAUCGAGGAGCUAAAGAUGACACGAGAACAAUAUAUACUAGCAACACAGCAGAACAACCUGCCAAGGGCUGAGAAUGCACAACUUUACCCAGUGGGGAUUUAUGGAUGGCGGAAGAGGUGCUUAUACUUCUUUGUCCUUCUGCUGCUGGUUACCAUGAUAGUUAACUUAGCCAUGACAAUAUGGAUAUUGAAAGUGAUGAAUUUCACUGUGGAUGGUAUGGGAAAUCUGAGAGUCACCAAGAAGGGAAUCCGACUUGAAGGUAUAUCUGAGUUUCUACUUCCAUUGUAUGUGAAAGAAAUUCAUUCCCGAAAGGAUAGUCCACUGGUCUUGCAAUCUGACAGGAAUGUAACAGUGAAUGCAAGAAAUCACAUGGGGCAGUUAACUGGACAGCUGACAGUAGGAGCUGAUGCUGUGGAAGCUCAGUGUAAAAGAUUUGAAGUGAGAGCGAGUGAAGAUGGCAGGGUGCUGUUCUCUGCAGAUGAAGAUGAGAUUACCAUUGGGGCUGAAAAGCUGAAAGUCACAGGCACUGAAGGAGCAGUAUUUGGGCACUCUGUUGAAACACCUCACAUCAGAGCAGAACCUUCCCAAGACCUCAGGCUUGAAUCACCCACCAGGUCCUUGAUAAUGGAAGCUCCACGAGGGGUGCAGGUGAGCGCUGCUGCAGGAGACUUCAGGGCCACCUGCAGGAAGGAGCUGCAUUUGCAGUCUACAGAAGGGGAGAUAUUUCUGAAUGCAGAAAAAAUCCGGCUGGGGAAUCUACCGACGGGCUCUUCCUCCUCCUCCUCGCCGAGCUCCUCAAAUUCCCGGCAGACCGUGUACGAACUGUGCGUCUGCCCCAACGGCAAACUUUACCUUUCUCCAGCAGGAGUAGGCUCCACCUGUCAGUCCAGUAGCAACAUCUGCUUGUGGAGCUGAAGUGACCGAUUCCUCCUCACACCAGAAUAGCCUUUUGUUCCUGUCCGUCUGCUUCACAGUCCCGCUCGGUUUCCCUUGUGAUCAGUCCAGAGCUGCUUCAAAUGGUCCACAGAGCAACUUCUUCCAGUGCAAGCA